CUUCCGUGUCGAUGUUGUAAGGCACUAGAAUGUUGAUGUCCCAAAACUCGUAUAAGUUGUGCAAGACUGCUUUAAAAAUGUAUAAAAACGCACUGACAGCUGAAUUUGAAGUUAUAACAUAAGUCAGAUGGUAUAGUUUGAUUAAAAGGAGUUGAAAGUUUACUAUUUCCUGACACCUGGUUUUUGCUAGGCCGCUUUGAAGUUUGCUGAUUUGCGUCAACAACGUCAACAUACUUACUAAUAAAUAACACCGACAGCGGUCAACAGUUGUGAAAUUUCUUAUUUAUAUCUGUAUUGUUUAAGCAAAAAUGCCAGGCAGAGGUAGAGGCAGAGGUCGUGGAAGAGGAAGUGGACAAUCAGCUGGCAGGGGACGCGGACGAUCAGCUGGCAGGGGACGAGGACGAUCUGGAGGUAGGCGAGGGAGAGGAAUGUCAAGGGGAGGUUACCAGAACACAGGGUCCAGGGAUCAUGAUGACAGCAAAGACAAAGUUGUGAAAGAUCUUGACGUGAAUAAAGACGUGACGUCAUACUUUGUUGGAAGUGUAUCGGCUGACCAACACUAUGAGGGCCAGAACCAGAACAGGGACCGGUACGCUGCAGGAAUGGCAGUCCUUGAGAAAAAUGGUGUUGAAAUUGCACUGAAUGCUAGAGUAAGAGCAUUAGCAGCAGCAUGGGCUAGACAUGACUAUGACUUGGCCGAUGCAUUCCUAAAGAACAAGGAUAAUUUUGGUCUUAACGAAGUGCUGAAGGCCCUUUCACUCCUGGACUCGGGCAGACAGGUUCGAGUCUUGGAAAAGAAAGUGAAGAGAUUGCAGACGUCAGGAGGGAAGGUUAAACCUCACACCAUGGGAAAGCUGAAAUCAGACAUAGAUAAUCUGAAUAAAAAUAAGCCAACAAAUGGCAGUGCCAGUGGAGCUGUCUGUAAACAUGUACAGAGAUGGGUAAAGAGAUUCACAAAGAAGGAGCUGGAGUUUUAUGCCCUGCAUUUCCCUAAGGAACCUUGGAAGAAACUAGCUGAUAUAUGCCAUUUUAAUCCCAAAAAGGACUUUGCUGCUCUGGAAUGGUUCAUUGACUUCUGUUAUGGAGCUCCGGCUCCCGAGGGAACACUAGCGCAGAGAUGCAGGGACGUCACAGAGGAAAAUGUGAAUGGACUUCUUAAAGAGUUUAAUAUUCCAUACGCUCAUAUAAAACCACAUAUCUCUAACACAGCAGUACUGACCACAGAGUCCAAGGCCAGAAUAGCUUCAUAUGAAACCAAACUGGAUACUGUUCUCUGGUAUUAUGAAGAACUUAGGUGCACAGAGGCUGAUCAAGUUAUUCAGGAUAGAAUCAACUCGGGGGAGACAAUCACUCUGCCUAAUGGAAAACUGCUGGAACGAUUGCUGGUAAUUAAAAUGUACAUGGAAAACAGAAGACCUAUUGACUGGAAAUUUAACUGUGAGGGCUGGGACUGCGAAGGCUGGGACUGCCCCAGCUGCAAGAAAACACAAGAAAGUACUACCGAUGAAAUAAAGGCACCUUUCUUCAAGCAGCUCUUACCACUGGCUCAGACGAAAAUUGAUGGGAUUAGUCUGUCCUUGGAAGCACCAAUCGUUGUCAUUGGUGAUGCGUCUGGCUCAAUGGAAGUUGCUAUAAAGACCAGUUCAAUCAUUGCCGGACUUCUGACGGCAAUUACGUCUGCCCAGCUGUGCUUUUUCAACAAUAAAAAUAGAUAUGCCCCAUAUCUACCAAAAAAUGUUGAAGAGGUACUUCAGCUGGCUGUAGACACAGAAGCAGGAGGGGGGACAACUCCAGCAGCCAGUCUGUGGCCAUUCUAUGAAAAGAAAGAAGUUGUAAAAACAUUUAUCAUUGUGACCGAUGAGGAGGAAAAUGGAGAUUAUAAUGAUUAUGAAUUUCAUGAAUUGUUCAAGAAAUACCAUGACGAGGUUUAUCCUGCUAAGCUUGUUUUUGUGUCUUUCUUCUAUCACCAACAGUCAAGGGGUUAUAUGGUACCUAAACUAGAAGAACUCGGAUUUAAACCACUUAGAUUUGUAUUUGACUUAAAUCGGCCAGACUUAACAAAACUAGACAAACUUUUCGGUAUGCUGGCAACAGGGACAUCAAGUUUCAACGAUGAAAUAGCAGAAAUGGAACAUAUCAUUAAAACAAAUGGGAUUGCGAAAGCUUUUGAAAAUGUCAGCUUUUAAGAUGGUAUACAUGUAUUAUGUAUUGACUGUUAUGUUACUGUGAUGGAGUAAUAUAUAGAACGACAACAACGAUUGUGCUCUAACUAUACUUAAUGUGUAGUAGUUCCUCGCUAAACUCAAGUGAGACCCAGAUAAAGCAUACAUUACAUUAUAUAGGUGAAGGGCACACAACUCUUCCAGGCUUGCUGGAUCAGGUUACUAUAAAUACACCAAUCAUCUUGCUGUUGAUAAGUGAGAAAUGGAACAGAUUGUCUUUGAUGUGGUAUUGAUAAGCUAUAUACAUAUAGUGAGCAUGUUGGUACAACAAAGUAUGAUGUGGUAUUGAAAAACCAGUUACCUAUAUUUGAACUAACAUAUACACACUCCAAAGAUCAGAUUCUGAAUAUGGAAUUUCAGUCAUAAAAAUAAAAUGGUAUUUUUAGAGAUAAGACUUGAUAAAAGUUAUUGUUAUGUGCUUGCGUUUAGUGCAAAUCCCUGAAUUAAAAAUUCAGAAUUUUCAUUUUAUGAUAGUGAGAACAUAUUGAAAGAAAACUCAAGAAUUUUAGUUUAAGAUAGAAAAAGAAACACUGGACAGACAGGUUGUUGUGAUAGAAUUAUUUAGUGUCAAACACAGAUGUGGGGUAGUAGUAUGAAAAUGCUUAAAAAUGGUUAUUUUAAUAAAAAUUAUUUAAGCUGCUAAAUUCAAAUAUAGGGCAGUAGUAUGACCUAUUGCCCUGUUAAGUAGUCACUGAAAUGACAAGUUCUGUUUUUUGAUAGAAUUUAGCUAGGUUUAUUUCUAGAGUACAUUUUUUCUAAAUUAUAUUUUUUUAAUGUGUGGAUAGUUAUUUCAAAUAUUUCCAUGUUGACAAUAGUUUCGAUGCAUACACAGUUUUAUAAUUGUCACUAUUUUUUGUCGUUUGUAUUCUUAAAUGUUGAUUUACUGUUUUUAAAUGGUUUUCUACAUUACUACAUACUUAUAUUUUAAACAAUUUUUUAUAUUUAUGUAACAAAUAUUAUUUGUGUCACUAUUUUUUGUCCGUUGUAUUCUUAAAUGUUGAUUUACUGUUUUUAAAUGGUUUUCUACAUUACUACAUACUUAUAUUUUAUACAAUUUUAUUAUAUUUAUGUAACAAAUAUAAUUUGUGCAAUUAUUGGAUAUUUAAAGAGAUUUAUUUUAUAAUAUUUUAUGAUUAUGUUUUUACUACAGCUGACAUGAUGUUCCCCAGACAUUGUUGCUAGUCUGUGUUAUAA
Mercenaria mercenaria is the source of this 3416-nucleotide messenger RNA. RefSeq lists its product as uncharacterized. NCBI's taxonomy places the organism in Eukaryota, Metazoa, Mollusca, Bivalvia, Venerida, Veneridae. The coding region runs from base 309 to 2186 and encodes 625 amino acids. The transcript is spliced from 9 exons. The record is from RefSeq and is a predicted model, not a curated record.